ACAUUAAUUAAGCAAAGCACAAAGGGCGGUGGGCUAAUUAGCAAAAAUUAGGGUUCUCUUAAAACAUCCUUCAGUCUUCUUCUCUUUAUAUAUAUGUAUUUAUAAAAUCUAACCCUAAAAAAUUGAUAGAUCUCUCUUCUCACAUAAAACGCUGGUGUGCUCUGCUCUAUUGAUACAGAAAUCAAUGGCUCAAUCAAUGGCAGAGGAGCAAACAGGAGUGAGAUCUAGGGGAAAAGUAGUGAGGUUUAGCGACAGGAAAGGUUUUGGUUUUAUAAAACCAGAUGAUGGUGGUGAGGAUCUGUUCGUUCAUCACUCUGCUAUCAAAUCAGAUGGUCGAUAUCGUUCUCUUGCUGAGGACGAUGUAGUUGAAUUCACUGUCUCUCUUUCUGAUGAUAAUAAAUAUCAAGCUGUUGAUGUUACUGCCCCUGGUGGUGGUCCCAUUCAAGCUAAUCAUUCUAACAACAAUAAGAGAGGUGGUGGUGGUGAUGGUCCCGCCAAACGCGGUGGUGGAUUUGGUGGUUCUUGGAGCAGCAGCAGCACCCGGAGGAAUAACAACGGUGGUGGUGGUGGUGGGUGUUAUAACUGUGGAGGCAGUGGUCAUAUUGCCAGGGAGUGCAAUAAUAACAAUAACAGUAAUAGCAAUGGCGGUGGUUGUUUUAAGUGUGGUAACACAGGGCAUUUUGCUAGGGAUUGUACUACAAGAGGGAAUAAUAAUAAUAACAAUGGUGGUGGCGACCGCGAUCGUGGUUGUUUUAACUGUGGAGGGUAUGGGCAUUUGGCUAGGGAUUGUGCAGGUGGCGGCGGGGCGUGUUAUAAUUGUGGAGGGUUUGGCCAUUUGGCUAGGGAUUGUACUAGUGCUAGAGGAGCUGGCGGUGGCGGCGCCGGCGGUGGUAGAUUCGGGGGUAAAGGCGGUAGCGGCGGCGGUGGAUGUUUUAACUGUGGGGAGGAGGGGCAUUUUGCUAGGGAGUGUCCUAACAAGUCUUGAUGAUGAUUAGAGGGAAGAAAAAAGAUCUAUAGGUUUGCAGAAGUAGUGCAAAAAAUUGUUGCUUGAAGAUAUUAGCUACAAAAUCACUGUAAGCAACAACUAAGAUUAUGGUACUCACUCACAUUUCAUAGCAGGGGCGGAAGUAAAUCACUGUAAGCAACAACUAAGAUUAUGGUACUCACUCACCUGUCAUAGCAGGGGCGCUUCCGCGUAACACACUUAAACCAGACUCGGAAGCAAAGAACCGGUAGACUGGUGAUCUUUGCGUAUUAUGCAAAUGUGGAAUAUAUGACAGGUAUGUAGAAAUUUUGCAACUUUUUGGACAUAAGAAGUACACGAGAUCUUGUAUUUUAACUCAGUAUAGUUUUCAAUUGUCGAUUGUCGACGGAGUAUAGUUUUUACUUUGUACAAAACAAAGUCACCAUAGAAUCUUCACUUAGAAUAUAGAAUCCUGAUGACGGCUGCUUUGGAUGGCUGUCUUGAGAAUCUACUGUAGAAAACAGAUGUUGGAAGAAUUUGGUACAGCCAUUUUCUCAUUAACUUGAAUUUGAAGAGCUUUAAACAUCUCUAGUUGAGUAAUUUCUGAACUUACAUGCGAGGGUUAGUUUGGUGAUUGCCGUGUCGGUUUGAAAAUUUAGGAAUGCUUUUAUGUAUAAGCUUGUAUUUGACAGAUUGUCUGGCAUUUGCCUGGGUCAUUUCAUGCUUUGAUUGAUACCUAUGUGUAGUUUACACAUGUUCAAGUCUUAAUACUCUUUUGAGUAUUUCACAGGUUACUUGAAGGGUGAAUUGUUUUCUUUUUUUAUUUUUUGUAAAUUAUCAAGAACGAAGUAUAUUUACAUUUUUAAUUGCUUAUUGAUAGCAAUGUAAUCGAACUAAGUGAGCCGGGUUUUUGCUAGUUUUAUUAUCCAAUCGAGUUUGCUCAA
This is a messenger RNA of Ricinus communis (castor bean), 1908 nucleotides long. Its product is annotated as cold shock domain-containing protein 3. The coding region runs from base 185 to 985 and encodes 266 amino acids. The record is from RefSeq and is a predicted model, not a curated record. The transcript has 2 exons. NCBI's taxonomy places the organism in Eukaryota, Viridiplantae, Streptophyta, Magnoliopsida, Malpighiales, Euphorbiaceae. Gene Ontology annotation, molecular function: zinc ion binding; nucleic acid binding.